AUGAAACUAGAAGAGGGUCGAGCUGUCCGCCCGCCGCUCAUCCACGAGGAAGAAGUCUCCCAAUCGUUUCUCAACAAUUACUUCAUCGGCCAGAACAACAACCUCCCGCAAACCUUGACGCGAGCAGACACUGGUCUUUCACCCUUGGAACAGUAUGCGGAUCGUAGGGAAUUCCCUAGUCUCCAUCCUGGUGAGAAAUGGGGAGAGCGACGCCCCACCGAGACCCUGGACACUAUUAUGGUCCCGGGCGGCUUCCAGAAGCCCUUCGACGAGCCCGACAACGAUCAACAAGCUGAGCUCGAGAAGCAAUGGCCUGAACCCAACGCCUCGACGGCCGAUGGAUUGAGCGACGGUCAGGCGCAAACGCGCCUACAGCGACUACCACAGGAUGUACGCAAAGAACGAAGUGCAAUGUCUCGAUGGUACCACAUGGCCCUCAGACGUUCUGCUGUCAAGCCUGGUCCAUAUAGUGGUCUCGACUUUGCAGCUUCGUUGCCAACAGAGCAUGCGAGCUCCAUCCUCUCCCGAGCCGGCAGCUCUCUAGACUCAACGCGCCUCAUUUAUGUUGUCGAGUACAGGCACGAAGCCGACAUUCUGUCCGGAUCCUCACCCCGUCCCUUCAAAACCAUGGCCAGUCUAAGACAAUACCUCAAGGCUGCCGACACGGACGCCAUUCUCAGGCUCAUCUACACAUGCAAUGACGAACAGGCGGUUGACUGCUUGAGCAGCGACUUUGGCAUCAGCAGCUCCAGUGUACAAUACGGCGAGCGAAACUUCCGAGACUGGAUGCAAGAGGAUCGCUCCUCGAGACGUGCUGCCGGCAAGGCUGUCAGAUGGCGCCCUGCUCUCGACACGGCUAGAAACCUCAUUUGCAGUGCAUUUGCCGUGGACUUUGGGCGGCCCCUCGUAUCCCGUGUUGCUAAGAGUGCAAAGACUUCGCGGGCACGCCUGAGUGAAUCUCGACAGCGUCAGCGGGCUGCCGUCUACAUGCAGCGCCCCUCAACAAGCAAGAUUCCCGGCGCCCGUGUGACACGAUUCAGCACUGGCGUAAGGUCUCUGCCGGAAUACGCAGCUUGUCCUACCAUCAUCAUCUCCGAGUACUCAUCGAACGGAGUAGGCCGCAUCAUCACAGAGCGUUCCCUGCUCGGUGUCGGCGUCUCCGGUGCCGAAAAAGCACAAGCCGUAACCAAGACCAUUGAGGAAAUCCUGUCUCAUCUCUUCGAAGGCAUCUGGCAACUAUGGGAGACGCAAAUCAUGCUCCUCCACGAACCGCACGCCGAGCUAGAAGACUUCAUCUGGUCCCAACCCGCCGACUCCAGCCGGGCACGCGAAGUCUGGUCCAUGUCGCAAAAGCUCCACACCAUGCUGAAACACAUCAACCGACACGCCAGCCUCUUCGAAGCCGUGCAGGAAGACUUCAAGAUCUUCACCGAGCGCAACGAACACCAAGACUGGCUCGAGCCCCUCCUCGACGAAUUCAGACAGCUCUCCGAAACCAUCCACGUCGACUACGUGCAGCCGCUGGAACACAUGAUCGAUCUAAUGUACAAGUCCGUCACGAUCCGUGAUUCCCGCCAGUCCCUCGAAUUGAACGCCAGUCUGUGGCGCCUCUCCUGGAUCACCUUCAUUUUCUUGCCGCUCACUUUCCUCAGCGGCUUCUUCGGCAUGAACGUGAGCCUCUUCGCCCACAACCCCAGCAUUCGCUGGUACUUCGUCUCGGCGGUCCCGCUCCUCGUGCUGGUCGUGGCUUUUUGGUUCGGCGUCAGGAACUUGGCGCCCGGGUCGAAGAGGAUGGGUGGCGGCAAUGCGGCGGCGGAGUUGGAAUAUCUGAGAAAUGGCACCGUGCCGUCAGAGGUGGAUUUUGGUGGAGAUGAGGGCGACAGCAAUGGGGAUGCUCGGCAUACGCUACGCAAGAGCCUGGCGCGUUUCUCGGGCGGGAGAGCUACGUAA
Messenger RNA from Cyphellophora europaea CBS 101466, 1950 nucleotides. RefSeq lists its product as uncharacterized. Gene Ontology annotation, molecular function: magnesium ion transmembrane transporter activity; cobalt ion transmembrane transporter activity; magnesium ion binding. The transcript has a single exon. The coding region runs from base 1 to 1950 and encodes 649 amino acids. NCBI's taxonomy places the organism in Eukaryota, Fungi, Ascomycota, Eurotiomycetes, Chaetothyriales, Cyphellophoraceae. Gene Ontology annotation, cellular component: membrane. Gene Ontology annotation, biological process: metal ion transport; transmembrane transport. The record is from RefSeq and is a predicted model, not a curated record.